Molecule: messenger RNA, 906 nt
Organism: Gossypium raimondii (Peruvian cotton)
Lineage: Eukaryota; Viridiplantae; Streptophyta; Magnoliopsida; Malvales; Malvaceae
Product: mitogen-activated protein kinase kinase 7
Exons: 1
Coding region: 1-906 (301 amino acids)
Biological process (GO): protein phosphorylation
Cellular component (GO): cytoplasm
Molecular function (GO): protein serine/threonine kinase activity; ATP binding
Source: RefSeq, a predicted model, not a curated record
AUGUCUCUAGUUAAGCAUAGACUUCAACUUAGUCUCCAGCUUACUGUUCCAGAAGUCAAGAAUUGUAAGCCGAUAAUGAAUGCAACCCAAGAAGUAGCUGAUCUUCUUCAUUUGGAAAAGCUUUGUGUUUUAGGCCAUGGUAACUAUGGCACCGUUUACAAGGUGCGCCACAGGCAAACUUCAGCAAUCUAUGCUCUGAAAAUUAUCCGUGGCGGGGACCCUUCCCAUGAAAUCAAAAUCAUGCAUUCGACGGACUCUCCUUUCAUUAUCGAAUGCCUUGGAACCUAUGAAUCAGUCUCAGGUGAAAAAGCAAUUGUGAUGAAGUAUAUGGAUGCGGGAACACUUGAUACACUUGUUAAAGCAAAUGGUCCUUUCUCCGAAUCCUCAAUUUCCCACAUCGCCUAUCAAGUCCUUAGUGGCCUCAAUUACCUUCAUGCCUUCAGUAUUGUUCAUUUGGAUAUUAAGCCUUCGAAUCUGUUGGUGGAUCAAAGCAUGAAUGUGAAAAUUUGUGAUUUUGGUGUAAGCAAGAUAAUAAGAGAGAAUGAAUCACCGGAGUUUUGGGAUAUCUAUGUGGGUACCUAUGCCUAUAUGAGUCCGGAAAGAUUGGACUCCAAUGGUUACAAUUCUAGGUAUGUAUUUGCUGCUGAUAUUUGGAGCUUGGGUGUAACUUUAUUGGAGUUUUAUGUAGGCCAUUUCCCAUUUCUCCCAACAGGAGAAAAGCCCAACUGGAUGCAGCUAGUGCUGCUUAUGCGCUUUGGAGAUGCUCCAAGCUUGCCCAAAGAAGCAUCGGAGGAUUUCAGGAGCUUUAUCAAUUGCUGCUUGCAAAAGGAACCUAGCAAGAGAUGGACCGCUUCGCAACUUCUUUCACAUCCUUUCAUCUGCAUGAAUUCCAGAUUCCAGGAGUAA